Schistocerca americana (American grasshopper) is the source of this 7578-nucleotide messenger RNA. RefSeq names its product nuclear factor of activated T-cells 5-like. Gene Ontology annotation, biological process: regulation of transcription by RNA polymerase II. Gene Ontology annotation, molecular function: transcription factor binding; DNA-binding transcription factor activity, RNA polymerase II-specific; RNA polymerase II cis-regulatory region sequence-specific DNA binding. The coding region runs from base 93 to 5252 and encodes 1719 amino acids. Lineage: Eukaryota; Metazoa; Arthropoda; Insecta; Orthoptera; Acrididae. Gene Ontology annotation, cellular component: transcription regulator complex. The transcript is spliced from 13 exons. The record is from RefSeq and is a predicted model, not a curated record.
AGCUACGUUGUUUGUGAAUCAUCCAAUAGUGUUCUAAUAUAAUAAUUAUACGUUGUUACAAACAGAUGAUAAAGUGAAUAUCACGUUCAAUUAUGUUACUGAAAUAUUCUCAGAGUGAGAAGAAACAGAAGACCAAUGGUGCUGGGAAGCAACAACGGGGCGCCGGCACAAUGAAGCUCAUUGUCAGUACACCGUUGCCGCCUCGGCCACAUCGAAGAUCUGUCAAAGGUUUGGGUGCUAAGCGACCAGCUUUAACGCAGACUCGGGCAUCAGUGGCAGGGGGAAGAGACAUUCGUGGCUUUGGUGCUGAUCCUUGUGAAAAUUCUAAUGAUUCUGGACUAGGUUUUGACCAUCACCUUGAUUACCAGUUGGCUGCGAGACCAGGAUUGAAAGUGGUCGAUCAGGAGGUGUUAUGGUCAAAUGAUCAUCCUGAAACAAAACGCAAGAAAUUGGAUAUAAAGUUGGAGUCAGAUGAUGCCAAUGACAAUUUUGGUUUUUCUGAAACGAUGAGCAGAGGGAGGAAGGACCUGCAAAUUCCUGGAAGCCUUCUUACAUCAGCUACGGGAGAGGCAGGUAGAGGCGUGUCGUCGGUUUCCCACAGUACCGGUGGCAUCCCACGGACUGCGCAGGGUCCACCGCCAGCGAGGCCGCUGGCCCUUUCCGGCUGCCACAACACGGGUCCCGUCUCACUGUCCACUCAGCUGUCGAACAUCAGCCGAGAUGGCAGGAGUCACCUACAGAUAUUGUGCCAGCCUGAGCAGCAGCACCGCGCUCGCUACCAGACGGAGGGCAGCCGCGGUGCUGUCAAAGACCGAAGUGGCAACGGCUUCCCGAUAGUGAAACUUGUUGGGUACAACAAACCAGCAGUAAUGCAAGUUUUCAUUGGCACUGACAUGGGCCGUGUUGCACCACAUAUGUUUUAUCAAGCUUGCAGAGUAAGUGGGAAGAAUUCUACACCGUGUGUGGAAAAAAAAAUUGAUGGAACAAUUGUUAUUGAAGUAGAUUUUGAUCCCACUAAAGACAUGGUUAUAACCUGUGACUGUGUUGGGAUUUUGAAAGAACGGAAUGUUGAUGUAGAGCACAGAUUUCCUGAACAGUCUGGUACACGAAAUAAGAAGAAAUCUACUCGAUGCCGUAUGGUUUUUAGGACCACUAUUACUCAUGAUGAUGGUUCUACAGAAAUUCUACAGACUGCUUCACAGCCCAUUGUGUGCACACAACCUCCUGGAGUUCCUGAAAUUUGCAAGAAGUCAAUAUCAUCAUGUCCGUGUACAGGUGGAAUGGAAAUUUUUAUUCUUGGAAAGAACUUUUUGAAAGACUCCAGGGUUUUAUUCCAGCACAGUGACACAGACCCGUGCUGGGAAGAAUCUGUCCAACCUGAUAAGGAAUUUCUUCAACAGACUCAUCUUGUGUGCACAGUCCCCCCAUAUAGACGGAUAGACAUCAGUGAACCAGUGACAGUGAAGCUGCUUGUUAUGUCAAGUGGUAAGACAAGUGAACCUCACACAUUCACUUACCUGCCUACUACAAAUCCUGUAGUAGCUGCAGCUCUCCAAGCCCCAGCAGUUGGAGCAACACAUCUGGGAUCUUCAUGCCUGCCUGUAGCACAGCCAACAGCUCCUCCAUCUAUGGAGUUAAGCCGUGUUUAUGGGAAAUCUCCAGUCACAGCCUCAACACCCACCAUGCGACUGACUGGCCAGCACCUGAAAUCAGAUUUGCCUAAUGUAAAAAAUCAGUUCCAUCCUUUUGGGUCUUCAAGAGGUGCUGCAGAGAAAGAUGUGCGCCCACUAAUGAUGUGGCAGACACCUGCUGGUGCUGUAGCAAAAGAGGAGAAAAAACAGAAUGAGCAAAGUUCAACUGUAGGAGUUAAAAUGUUGCCAUUACCUCCACUUUUACCAUUACCACGGAGGACACCAGAUGUGCAGCUUAUUAUUCCUGACAUGCAUGCACCUGAACUGAAGACAGAACUGGCAGAUGAAUCAAGCCAAAGUUCAUCUAAUCAGCUGUCUCCAGAAGACCUGAAAGGUAUAGAUCUCCGAAUGAAGCCUGUCACCACUGUGGGCCAACUGGCCACUGCUGCUGAUUUGUCCAGCACGCAGUCCCCUUCCAUGGCUACAUUUCGUCGGUUCGUGUCUGGAGAUACGUACUUACCUUUACCGUCUCAAACAGGGCAGAGUGUUGAAAAGUUCCUCUCCCACUUAGAAGAUAAUUCUAAGGAUGCUAGUCAACAAGCAUCUACAUAUAAAAUAGCUGAAAACAGUAGUUCCAGUGGUUCAAGCACUACUGCUGUAGUUACGUCUCAGGGUUUGCCUGUUGAGAAACCUAUUGCGCCAUUUAGUUCUCAGUCGGUACUAUUUGAGACAUCCCAGCAGCAGACUUUGUUGACUCCUAGGCACGUUCUUCAGCAACAACCCUCACAAAAAAUUGGGUUUGUCGGAGACAUCCAGCUGGCUUCUCUGUAUGACUCACAGGAGAGGUCAGACAAGGCAGAAAGUCCUAAGAAGUCUCCUCCCAGACAGGAAGCUAUUGGACAGUCGCAGACAUUGCAAGAGUCUGUUCCACAACCUCAGCGACUGCAGACGGCACUUGUACAGCCUCAGACACUGCAGGAAGCAUUUAGUCAGUCUCGGACGUUGCAAGAAGCGUUCACUCAGUCCCAGGGCAUGCAGGAGGCAUUUUCACAGCCACAGGCUUUGCAGGGGGCAAUGGCUCAAUCUCACUCACUGCAGGAGGCAAUGGCACAGUCCCAGUCAUUACAGGAGGCAAUAGCUCAAUCUCAGUCUGCGCAGGAGGUGAUCAGUCAGCCUCAUUCAUUAAGGGAUGCAAUGACACAGCCACAGUCGUUGCAGGAGACUGUCACACAACAGCAGUCUUUACAGCAGGCUAUUACAAAUUCACAGUCUUUACAAGAAGCACAGUCUCAGUCUGUGCAACAGGCCAUUACUGGAUCACAGUCUCUGCAGAAUGCAAUUACACAUUCCCAGACACUUCAGGAGACAAUUACACAGAAUCAGCUAAUGGCACUAAGUAAUCUUUCCUCUCCACCACUCUCAAAUCUCUGCAACCAACAAACAAGUGUGACAGAAAAUGCUUUGACAUGCAGAAGUCAGAUUUCAGAAGUCCGAGAGCCACAAGUGACCAGUGAGAACCCGUUGAACAUAUCUCAAAUGAUGAGCACUCUACCUGAACAGGGAGUGGUAAUACAAACACCCACUCCUCUUCUUUUCAGAAACACACAGGAAUCAGUUGCCAGAGACACUGUUUCUAUGGACACAAAGUCAGAUGACCAAAUGAUGGAGAGCAUGAGCAGCAAUCUUGAAGCACGUCCUCUGAGUAAUGGAUCUCACACAACUGGCAGUGGUCAUAGUUCACCAGUCGGGCCAUCUGGAAGUGGAGGACUGAACAUUCCAGCUACAUCACCCCCUUCUUCCACACCAGUACUGUUAAACCAGGAGCAACAAAGUCUCAUCUCCAGUUCUGGAUUGGAAGCUCUUGUAUCAUCAGCUAUGGAUAGUCACAUGGUUUCUGCAACAGAGAAGUUGGAUGCAAUUGUUAAUUCAGCUGCUGACAGCCAUAUGGCAAAUCAAAGUGCUAGUGUAGCUCGAGUGAAUGAAAUUCUAAAUUCUCAAGUUUCAGUUGGACUUCGUGACCGAGAUAGCAGAGGAGAUGCUCAGCAAUCUUCAGUUCUUGUAGAAAGUAUUAGGUUACAGCCUUCUCUUUCUUCUGUAAGUGACCUGAAUCCUUUUCACUUGAAUUCAGUGCAGCCAGGGCAACAAUCAGCACAAAUUUCUCAAGAAACUAUUAUCCUCAAUAAUGCUGUAUCAGCAGCUAUUGACGAGCAUCUCCGUAGGCAGGAUGCAGGGCAGAAGGAAACUAUUGUGUCAGGUCAGUGUACGCUAAUAAAUACAUCAUUGCCUACUACGAGUUCUGGACUACCUAUUGACACUCCAUCUACUUCAAACAGUGUACUUUUAAAAAAUCCUCAUAUAUCGCCAAUUGCUGUGAAAAGUAUGAUUCUGGACACAUCUGUUACUGUAUCAGUUGACAGCCCUGUUUUGAUCACAAGUCCAAAAAAUUCUUCCCCCAUAGCUGUCAAACAUAUGGAUCUGAACUCUUCUCCUUUAGAGUCUCAAGCCUGCCUCUCAAACUCAGCUGUUGCAUCUGCUCUAUCUGCAGAAAAUGAUAUCCGUAUGCAAGUUUCUGAUUGUUCUCCAGCCAUUGCAGUGAAGAACAUUAUUAAUUCCCAUUCUAGGAAUAUUGAAAAUACAAGUGCUGUUGUGGCACCUACACUCACAUUAAGUGCAAAAAACAAUAAAACAGAGAUUUUGGAACCUAGUUCUUGUUUGUCAUCAGCGGCAUCUGCAGCAGUCCACCCACAUUCGUUAUGCUCACUGCUCAAUUCUACUAAUGCUUCCACACUAGUGAGCAGUAGUUCUCAAAUCCAAAAAUCUCCACUCAUUAUUACAAAAGCACCUAAUGUUUCUUCUGAUUGUUUGGAGACUGAAACUACUCUACCCAAUGAUGAGACACAAUCGCAAGAGAUUCAAAAUCAUAAUGAAGUUGGAACAAACCCCUGUGGACAAGCAAGAACUGCUACUAGUGACACUUCAGAAUCUGUCAUGGUGUCACAUACAUCACUGCUGAAUUCUAUGUAUGCAGCUGCUUCUGAUUCUCAAAAUGUGAAUUUCAGUGCUGGGUCUGGUAUGGUUGUUGGAAUGAAUUCUGUAGAAAGCUGCCAAGUGAGAGUGCCACAGAUUGAGUCCUUAAACAACUUGCCCCAUUCAAGUACAGAAAUUCCACAAAACUCAGCAUUGCCUGAAGAUAAUAUGCUUGCGUCUAAAACUGUCAACAGUAUUAUUGGCCUAACAUCAGAUGUAAAAGAAAGACUGGAUACUGUUGGAGGUCAAACAAGUGUUGGAGAAUACCCAGUUUCAGAUCGCAAAGUUUGCUGUGAAAACAACUGCUCAGAGACUAAAAAAGACCAAGAGUCUGCACCCAGUAAUUUCACACAAAUUGCAGAUCCUGUGGAAACAGCAAAGACCGUAGACCAACAGCAUAAAGUGACAGCAGCACCGUCGCUGCCUGUACCUGUUGCAGAGAUUUCUUCUGCAUCAACACCAACCAAGGUGUUGGCAACCAGUUCAACAGUGCAGAAAAAGUGUGAGGAGGGAAUGGUUCCUCAAGAACUGACACAGAUGUCAGAGAGUGACUUGAUAAGUUACAUAAAUCCUAGCUGCUUUGAUCAAGUUUGAACAGUCGCAGUGCUUGUCACAGUAUUAAAGAACAUGGCUGUAAGAUACCUCCUACGGAUAUACAAGGAAGCUUCGUUAUCAUUCUCAGUUUUAUGGCUAAUGAAGUUUAUUUCUCUGAUUGAUUCUACAUACAGUAUGUAAUUACCGUAUUGUUUCUAUUGUAUAUAUCAAUUUUACUGUUUAUGUAACAUAUUAACAGUGUUUAUGAGAGAGAGAGAGAGAGAGAGAGAGAGAGAGAGAGAGAGAGAGAGAGAGAGAGAGACUAAUGAAAUCUCUAAAUUGUUAUUCUUCUUCAUAGUAUUUUUGUGCUUCUGUAACUCAGUGUACCCUGAAACUCGAUUCUGUAUAUAAUUUUGGUGUUGUCUUAAAAUUGAGCUGAUAUUCCAUAGUUAUUGUUUUAAUGUUAAUUUACCCUUGGUAUUCAGGAUGUUUAAUGUAAUAUUUGUGUGUUGCAAGUCAGAAUAUGAAUGUAUUCUAUUGAGCCAAGGAUUCAUGGAUAGCAAAAAGUUUCUAAUGAAACUUUUAUAUCAGGAGGAUUGUGUCAUUUCCUGAUGCGAGCAGCAUGAACUGCAAUUGAGAAAUACUGCAACACUCAUGUCAAGGCAUAAACUUGUAUUUGCAAAGUGAGUGGAAUCAAUUUAGUUGGAAUUGUGGUACUGCUAUCCACCUAAGAAACAUGUUAUAGUUAUUUCAGUGUGUUACACCCUCUGUUAAUCAUUGUUUUGUUUAAUGGGGCAGUGAAAUUGAAAUAUAAUUUUCAGGCAUCAACAUAAUUCACAGUGCUCUCAUAUAAUUUUGAAACAGCGUGUGUGAUUUAGUUAUACAAAAAAAGAGAAAGAUAUGAACAGAAGUUGAUCUGAUAAAAUGUAAUUUGCCAGUGCUAAUGGCGUUUGUCUUGUGGAUUUGUGUAAAUGCUUAAAGGACUGAAGUUAAUUUAUCUGAUGAUGUGGGAGUUGAAUAUCUUCAACUAUAAAUUUUCAGAGAACUACAAUUUAGGAGGAGGAAACACAUUUUGUUUUGUGUUUAACAAUUACAUUUCUGAGGAUAAGGAAAAGAAACAGGGAAAAAGAGAUUCUUAUUUACUGACAUCACACACAAGAAACACUUAUUUAUGUUAUAACAUUUUGGACUAGUUAUUUUAUACUUGUUCAGAAUAAUAAGCUUUUUCCCUUUGGGAAAUUUUUUUCUCGAGCCUUUCGUUCAAUGAAAGGUGUAUCAACUUGCCUGUUAGUAAUAUUAUGCUUAGAUGUGUAAAAUAUAUCUGUCUGAAAGAUUAGGGACUUCCUUAUGGAAGAAUUGACAGUCUGGACAAUUAUUUUUAUAAGAAAAACCACAAAAAGAAGAUCAAUGUUAACAGACUAAUGUGUGCUUUAUGUACACAGCAUAAUUGUUAAUCAUUCCUAGGAUAAUUCCCUGCAGGUGUCUUCUUUUCUUAAGAAAUUAUAUUUCUUUAUGUACAUAUGCAUUUGUAGGUUGUCCCUAAUUUUAUAUUUGCUACAGAACUUCAAAUCCUAUUAUUUAUUUAAACUGGUGCUAUUUUACAAAUUGCCUUGCAGUGAUGACAAAUUAAUUUAGUAAAUUUAUGUUAUUUAUGAAGCUGUGUUUGUGCUGUGAAUGAUGGGGCUGAAUGGAAGUUAAGUUUAUGAUUUAGUCUUCAAUCGUUGGUGUACAAUAUGCUCAGGCUGCAUCUGCAUUCUGUUUGCUAAUCAGUUGAUUUGUAUGAAUCUUCAAAGCCCAUUUCCUACUUGUUGUAGUUCCACAUUCUUAUUUUGCGGUAGACACCUGCGCGAGAUACAUAAACAGUUUAUUUGCACCGUAUGUGUUCUUUGUCAUUGUGUUACAGGAACUGUAAAUGACCUAAUUAGCUUUUAUAUAUUAUAACCACCUUAUUAGUGUGCAGUGCAUACUUUUUGGUAGCAGACGUUAUUAUGAUUGUUGUUUUAGUCUUCAGUAUGUGAAAUUUUUAAUAUUUUAAUGCCUGUUGUAAUUCGUGUACAGUUUAUUUUCUGUUAGAUAUGAACUGAUUUUUACAUCAAGAUGUAAUACUUAAAUAAAAAUUAUUUUGAAACAUGUUGUUGCUUUUAUAUCAUUGCAGUUGUAAAUGAAAGAAUUGUUCAUAUUUAUGAGGUCAGUUGACCACACACACACACACACACACACACACGCACACACACACACACACACACACACACACACACACACACUGUAGUAUCAAAGUAAUUGUGCUGUUACAAAUUCAUAUUUUGUGAGAAUAUUGUGUGUACCGCUUUGGAAUAUUCAAGGCUGUAAAUUAGUCAUCCUUUAUAAAUAAAUAUUUGAAAAGUUA